This is a messenger RNA of Rotaria socialis, 780 nucleotides long. NCBI's taxonomy places the organism in Eukaryota, Metazoa, Rotifera, Eurotatoria, Philodinida, Philodinidae. The record is from the annotation of a GenBank genome assembly.
AUGAUUGAAUCAAAUUUAACAAAGAAUGAACGCAUGCCUCUUACACCUGUGCAAGUAGCGGCUGAUAGAACUGGUUUAUUCAUUGCACUGUUUUUAUUAUUUCUACUUUUUAUUCUCAUCUCCUAUCUAUUUUACAGUUUUUUUUCAUUUAAACGUUUUUCUUCUCGGCAAAAUCGUAACCAAAUUAACUCAGCUCCACAUAAUCCCAAUAAUAAAGUACUCUUUGAUGAUAAUGACGAUCUUAUUAAUAAUAAUGGAGAAAUUAUUCUUGGUCGUCAAAGUUCAUUUUCCGAUUGUGGAACAUCAUUACGUUCAUCGUCAAUACGUUCAAAUGUAAAUCAACGUGCUAAACGAAGUAGUUCAUAUAAAUAUUGUUCUCAAACAUCAAAUUAUCUUUUAACACCAUGUCUAUCGUCACAAAUACCAACAACCGGUGAUGAAUCUCAGCCGACAAGAAUUAUUGUUGAGCCAAAUGAUAUUCAAUUAGCCAAUGCGUUAUCACGUUCGAUAUCAAAAUAUUAUGAACGUAAAAGAAAACCAAUAUUAAAACGUCGAACACAUUCAUGUGAUGAUAUUGUGGGACAAAUGCAGACUAGUAGAAAACGACCUCCACUACAACUAACAUCUUCCUUACCUAUUCGUGAAGAUCUACCUCAAUCAGAUAGAACGAGUCGACAAAAUCAAAGACCAUCAUCAUGUAAAACAAGACCAACGACUAUUUAUGAAUUGUAUAAAUCAGACAAAAUGAGAAUUGCUAAUUUAUUUGUUUCUGAUCCUUAA